GGGUCUGAGUCUGGCGGCCGCGGGUCUUGGGGGGGGGGAAGCUGAGGCCGAUGCCGAGUUGCUGGGUGUCCAUGAGCCAUGCAGCAGCCUUACGAUUUCUUCAGCGAGGAGAACCAUCUGAAAUGGCGGGGGCUGUUCUUACCGGCUUUGAAAAAGGUUCAGAGACAGGUUCAUCCAACCCUUUUAGCAAAAGAAGAUGCUCUCCAUUACAUAGAAGAAUUAAUUCUUCAGUUACUGAAUAUACUCUGUAUUGCGCAACCACGAACAGUUCAAGAUGUGGAGGAGCGUGUUCAAAAGACUUUCCCGCAUCCAAUUGACAAAUGGGCUAUUGCUGAUGCACAGUCUGCUAUUGAAAAACGCAGACGACGGAACCCUCUUCUUCUGCCAGUGGACAAAAUACAUCCUUUAUUGAAGGAAGUGCUCGGUUAUAAAGUGGAUUACCAGGUUUCUCUGUAUAUAGUGGCUGUGCUGGAAUACAUUUCGGCUGACAUCUUAAAACUGGCUGGCAACUAUGUCGGUAAUAUUCGACACUAUGAUAUUUCACAACAGGACAUUAAAGUGUCUAUGUGUGCAGACAAGGUCUUGAUGGACAUGUUUGACCAGGAUGAUGAUAUUGGCGUGUCUUUAUUGGGAGAUGAUGAACCAGGUGCUACAGGUGAACAAGGUUACUAUGACCUGGUGAAAGCUGAAAUUGCAGAGGAGAGGCAAUAUCUACGGGAACUGAACCUGAUUAUAAAGGUCUUUAGAGAGGCAUUUAUAUCCAACAACAAGCUCUUUACUGCACGUGAUAUUGAAGUGAUCUUCAGUAAUAUCUUAGACAUUCAUGAAUUGACUGUGAAGCUACUAGGUUUAAUGGAGGACACUGUUGAGAUGACAGAUGAAAGCAGCCCUCAUCCAUUGGUGGGCAGCUGCUUUGAGGAUCUAGCAGAGGAGCAAGUAUUUGAUCCCUAUGAAAUCUGUGCCCAAGAUAUUCUUUCAUCACAGUUUCAUGAACACUUCAACAAUUUGAUGUCCAGGCCAGCAGUAGCAUUUUAUCUUCAGUCAAUCGCUGAAGGAUUCAAAGAAGCUGUUCAGUAUGUACUACCCCGCCUACUUUUAGUCCCAGUCUAUCACUGUUUGCAUUACUUUGAGUUAUUGCAGCAAUUACAAGAGAGAAGUAAAGAUGAAGAGGACCGCGAGUGUUUGAAACAAGCCAUCACUGCCCUAUUGAACCUGCAGUGUAGUAUGGAACGCAUCUACAAUAAACAUCUACCUAAACGCAGAGCUGGUGAACCUUUACCUCGUCUCUACAACCGCCAGAUUAGGAGUAAGCACCUUGCAAUCAAGAAAAUGAAUGAAAUCCAAAAAAAUAUUGAUGGGUGGGAGGGGAAAGAUAUUGGACAGUGUUGCAAUGAAUUUAUAAUGGAAGGAACACUAACACGAAUCGGAGCAAAGCAUGAGCGACAUAUUUUUUUCUUUGAUGGUUUGAUGAUCAGCUGCAGGACCAAUCAUGGACAGUCGAGGCUUCCUGGCUGUAGCAAUGUUGAAUACAGACUCAAAGAGAAAUUCCUGAUGCGCAAAGUACAAAUAAUUGAUAAGGAUGACACUUUUGAAUACAAACAUGCCUUUGAGAUCCUCUCCAAGGAUGAAAACAGCGUAAUAUUUGCUGCCAAAUCCGCAGAAGAAAAAAACAACUGGAUGUCUGCUUUGAUUUCACUUCAGUAUCGCAGUACCCUGGAGCGGAUGUUGGACACCGUUCUUUUAAAUGAGGAAAAGGAGCAACCACUGAGAUUGCCAAGUCCUGACAUUUAUAACUUUGCAGAAGAAGAUUCUGAAGAGAAUAUAGUUUUUGAAGAGAACCUGCAAACAAAGUCUGGAAUACCUAUCAUAAAAGCAGGCACUGUGCUAAAAUUAAUUGAGAGACUGACGUACCACAUGUAUGCAGAUCCUAAUUUUGUGCGUACUUUUCUGACUACAUACCGUUCGUUCUGCAAACCCCAGGAAUUGCUGGACCUGUUGAUAAAAAGGUUUGACAUCCUUGAUCCAGAGCCCACUGAGUCAGAUAAGCUUGCUAUAGAGAAGGGUGAGCAACCAAUUAGUGCAGAGCUGAAACGGUUUCGAAAGGAAUAUGUCCAGCCUGUGCAACUCAGGGUACUAAAUGUGUUUCGACAUUGGGUAGAGCAUCAUUUCUACGACUUUGAGCGAGAUAAUAUGCUACUCAAUAAUUUGGAAGCUUUCAUCUCCCGUGUGCGAGGGAAAGCCAUGAAGAAGUGGGUAGAAUCGAUUACAAAAAUUAUCAAUCGAAAAAGACAAACUCAAGUAAAUGGAAUCAGCCAUGCUAUAACUUUUGAGAGUCCACCACCUCAAAUUGAAUGGCAUAUUUGUCGACCUGGACAAAUUGAGAUAUUUGACCUCAUGACUCUUCAUCCAAUUGAAAUAGCACGACAGCUUACACUUUUAGAAUCCGAUCUUUAUAGGGCUGUUCAACCAUCAGAACUUGUAGGAAGUGUCUGGACUAAAGAAAAUAAAGAGAUAAAUUCUCCCAAUUUGUUGAAAAUGAUUCGUCAAACUACCAACCUUACUCUCUGGUUUGAAAAAUGUAUUGUCGAGGCUGAACAUUUUGAGGAAAGGGUGGCGGUUUUCAGUCGAAUAAUAGAGAUCCUACAGGUUUUUCAGGAGUUAAACAAUUUCAAUGGUGUGUUGGAGAUAAUCAGUGCAGUUAACUCUGUGCCAGUUUAUAGGUUGGAUCAUACUUUUGAGGCAGUGCCUGAAAGAAAGAAAAAAGUUUUAGAAGAAGCAGUGGAACUAAGCCAAGACCACUUCAAGAAGUACUUAGCUAAACUCAAGUCAAUAAACCCACCUUGUGUGCCUUUCUUUGGUAUUUAUUUGACAAAUAUUCUGAAGACAGAAGAAGGAAAUCCAGAUUUCCUAAAAAGAUGUGGGAAAGAAUUAAUAAAUUUCAGCAAAAGAAGGAAAGUUGCUGAAAUCACAGGUGAAAUCCAGCAGUACCAAAACCAGCCGUACUGCCUCCAAGUGGAAACAGGUAUAAAGAAAUUCUUUGAAAAUCUGAAUCCAAUGGGAAGCAUGACUGAAAAAGAGUUUACAGACUAUUUAUUCAACAAGUCCUUGGAAAUUGAACCACGUAAUUGUAAACAACCACCAAGAUUUCCAAGGAAAACAACAUAUCACUUAAAAUCUCCUGGAUUAAGACCUAACCCCACGAGACAUGCCUCUACCUCUGGCACGUUAAGAAAUCCCAUGCCGUUAGAACGGGAGCCACGCAAGAUCAGCUUCAGUAGAAUUCCUGAAACUGAGAAUGAAUCAACUGUAUCUGUUCCAAACUCCCCUAACACUCCUUCAACCCCACCUGUAUCUGCUUCCUCUGAUCUCAGUGUAUUUGGUGAUAUGGACCUGACUAGCUCCAGCAGCAGUUCAAGUUCCAGCUGCUCCACAGUCUUUGCUCCUGUUCACAUUGCUGGCGGUAGCAACAGUAUUUUUGCACCUGUCUUGCUGCCACCAUCAAAGUUUCAUUCCAUAUCAUGCGGAAGUCUUCACAAACUAAAUGAAGAUAUACUUACUCCCCCACCUCUUCCUCAGCGAAGGAAGCUUGAUGCAGAUUUAGCAAAUUCUAAGAUGGGUUCCAGGACUCCGGAUAGCCCACCUGCUAUUCCACCCCGACUGCCUCGAGUUCCUGUGUUGUAUGGACCAUCUGAUGGACCACCACACAGUCCUCCUCCUCCACCUCCUCGGGACCCACAGCCUGACACACCUCCACCUGUACCAACAAAGCCACCUGAGAUUUUCAUGAAUUAUCCACUUAAUCUGCAACCACCGCCAAUUGGUCGCGUUCAUCGGGAUCAGGACUGGUACAGAGAAUCCAAUGCCAACCCCAAUUCCCCUAGUACACCACCAACAACACCAUCUCCCAGGGUGUUGCGGCGUUAUUGCACAUUCACUUCUCACCACAACAACCUUGCUUAUCCUGUUGCUCCUCCUAUACCACCAAGACAGAACUCUAGUCCACAGCUGCCAAAACUUCCACCAAAGACUUACAAACGAGAGCUAUCACAUCCUCCUUUGCACAGAGAUGGACUGCCACUGCUGGAAAAUGCAGAAACUCCUCACUGACACUAAAUGUCCUUGCCAACACUGGGAAACAAUAGGCACCCUUUAAUAUGACACUGGGAUAAGACAAUGUAUUACUAUUUUUAACCGUUUGUUGUCUUCUUGCUGUUAAUAGCUGUGCUACUGUUCAAGAAGGUUGUGCAAUUAAGAAACUGAUGUUGGGAAAAAACACUUGAGCGUUUAUGAUGCUUUUAUUCGGACCACAGCACAGUUCAGUGUUGUGAUCUUCUCUCAGGUGAUCAGUAGCAUUUCUUUCCUCAGACAUGUAGUGCCAACAUUAUUACCUGAAAGUGUAACUCAAGUUUGCAUUUGCACUGUACAAAUGAACGUAAAUUAUCUGCACCAAUCAUUGCACUGAGCCAACAAGAAACAUAUUCUUGAGACUUAUUUGAGCUCUAGUGGCCUUGUUCAACAGUGGCAUUUCACAGACUUCAAGAAGUAUCAUAAAAUGCUGUUCAUGUAUGAAAAAUAAAUUGUUAGUCUAAUAAGCUUUACAAAAAAAGUAAUAAUUGAAGCAGAUCACUUCUGUUCUGAGGAAGUUUUGUGGAGUUUAACUAGUUUUCAAAUUCUUGCUGCAUUUCAAGCUACACUGGUUGACUGCUGCAAACGUUGGAGAAGAACUUAUAACACUAAAAAUUAGAUUUUUUGAAUGGGGUAACUAUCUAAUGUGCAUUUCUUUGCAGGCUAAUUUGGUCUGAAAAACGAGAAGUAACAAGAAGUAGUAAGGAUUAUUUCACUAAUUGUUGUAAGCAUGCAUCGUAUUUCAGAUGUGCCUUUUUAAUUUUAUUUGCGAACAGAAAAGUGUUCAGUUAUUAAAUCACCUAAGGACUCAAAGUGAGGACGAGGGGAAUUUCCGUGAAUGUACAGUUUUGUUUAUACUAUGUACAUACAGAUAAUGGCUGUUAUUCUGUAUAAACUAAACUGAAUUACGUUAACAGUCUGCUACCUUUAUACAAAAAUCAAAAUCUUAACUGCUGUGGAUUGAGAACAAACAUUUUUUCUGAUGCAAAUCCCAGUACCAACUGGCUCUGUAGCAUUUUAUCAAUCUUCUAUAGACUUCUAUCAGUAUUGUAUUUCAACCAGCAUACACUUUGAAGCUUUACUAAAAUUUACAUUUAAUAGCUGUGACUUAAAGUUGCCUAUCUGCCAUUAUAACUUGUGGUGUAUGAAAAGGUGAAAGAAUCUGUUCUAUCAGUGGUGUUGUAACAGCUUUUUUGAAGUGGCAGCAAUGAUAGCCAUUUCAUUUAAUGUUCUGUGGCCUUUCAACCGUGCUUUGUAUCAGUGUUCUUAAUGAGAUUAAUAAAUUACCCAGUCUUAAUUUUUACUUAAAA
Messenger RNA from Callorhinchus milii (elephant shark), 5435 nucleotides. It is a transcript of the gene sos2, whose product is annotated as son of sevenless homolog 2 (Drosophila). Gene Ontology annotation, biological process: positive regulation of GTPase activity; Ras protein signal transduction. The coding region runs from base 79 to 4107 and encodes 1342 amino acids. Gene Ontology annotation, cellular component: plasma membrane. The transcript has 24 exons. Gene Ontology annotation, molecular function: protein heterodimerization activity; guanyl-nucleotide exchange factor activity. Lineage: Eukaryota; Metazoa; Chordata; Chondrichthyes; Chimaeriformes; Callorhinchidae. The record is from RefSeq and is a predicted model, not a curated record.